This is a messenger RNA of Geodia barretti, 654 nucleotides long. The record is from the annotation of a GenBank genome assembly. Lineage: Eukaryota; Metazoa; Porifera; Demospongiae; Tetractinellida; Geodiidae.
AUGGAAGUAGCCAUACGUCGAAUGCGGUCCGAAGACAUACCGCAGGUCAUUGAGAUAGAGCAAGAAGCUUUUUCUCCGGGGUGGAUUGGCACGCCUUUCCGCCGCGAGUUGAACAGCCGUUACUGCCGUUUUCUGGUUGCGUACCUGCUUAACGAACCCGAAGAGACCCCACUCGACGAUCACAUUCCCGCCGAUGAACAACCUGCCGACGCCUCCCUGUGGGCACGAAUGGCGCAGGGAGUAAAAGCGGUUUUUGGCGCCCGCGACGAACUCGCUGUUGAUACUUUGGCCGGUUACGUCGGAGUCUGGCUGCAGGGCGACCAGGCUCACAUCACCGAAAUCGCUGUGCGCGAAAGCCUGCGCGGCCAGGGCAUCGGCGAGUUGUUGAUCAUCGGUACCGUAAGGGUGGCCUUCGAACAGGGGAUGGACGAGGUGACCCUUGAAGCAAGGGUAUCCAACUUCGUGGCGCGACGCCUCUACGAUAAGUACGGAUUCAACGAGGCGGGUAUCCGCAAAAACUACUACGCCGACAACCGGGAGGAUGCGGUCAUCAUGACCACCGACCACAUCCAUACCCGUUCGUAUCGCGACAAGUUCGACGACUUGCAAACGCGUUUCCUGGAGCGAUACGGGGAUAUCAAUAUCGAACCAUAG